Molecule: messenger RNA, 891 nt
Organism: Nerophis ophidion (straightnose pipefish)
Lineage: Eukaryota; Metazoa; Chordata; Actinopteri; Syngnathiformes; Syngnathidae
Exons: 5
Coding region: 1-858 (285 amino acids)
Source: RefSeq, a predicted model, not a curated record
AUGCGGACGCAUCGGCCGGAAACUCUCAGACCGGGAGGCAAGGUACAGUACGGUAGAGAGCGAGUGCCUCGCCAUCCGGUGGGCGGCCGGGGCCCUCCGCUACUACCUGCUGGGGCGCGCCUUCAGCCUCUGCUUAGACCACAAACCGCUCCAGUGGCUCCAACGGAUGAAGGAUGCCAACGCACGGAUCACCCGGUGGUACCUCGCAUUGCAGCCGUACAACUUCCGGGUGGUCCACAGGCCGGGCGCACAGAUGGCCGUGGCGGACUUCCUCUCUCGUCUUCCUGGGGGGGGGGAGUCGGCGCGGCUGGACGGGUGCCUGGCCUGAGUCUGACGGUGGAGGCAUGUGAGAGGGCCAUGCACAGGAGCCGGCUGGAAGCAGAUGGCAGCAGCUUUGGUGACUGCAGGGCGGGGCUGAAAAGCCAGAAGAGGCCACACGAGGGGCUGACGGAGGAGAAAGAAUUUACGGACAAAAAGAAGAAAUAUUACACGCCCCCGCGUUCGUCACACGGACCGCGCCCACACUCCGCCGCAGCUGGAGGCAAUCAACACUCAGUGCACCUGGCCUUCAUGAGGGACGACAGCAUAAAGACCUUCAACGCUGACUCAUCGUCACCGGAAUGUAGCACUGCUCGCAUGCCCGUGUCUCAGCCUCGCUGUGUACCUCCGCUGCUGCCUUUCCCUCCUGGACUCUGUUUGCUCUCCCCGAUCCUUGACCCAGUUUUUGGACUUCCGGAUUUCGCCCCCCGCUCGGACCUUGGACUUCCCAUUGGAUCAUUCCCUUUGGACUUGGACGCCAUUCAUUCAACACGCACCUCAAACCCUUACGGUAUUCAUAUGGUAAAUUCUCUCACAUAGUCUCUCAUGCAAACACAUAGUAGCAUACACACC